Messenger RNA from Penicillium longicatenatum, 1086 nucleotides. RefSeq names its product alpha/beta hydrolase. NCBI's taxonomy places the organism in Eukaryota, Fungi, Ascomycota, Eurotiomycetes, Eurotiales, Aspergillaceae. The record is from RefSeq and is a predicted model, not a curated record. Gene Ontology annotation, molecular function: hydrolase activity. Bases 1 to 1086 code for a protein of 361 amino acids. The transcript has 2 exons.
AUGUCGCACGAGGCUCUCAACCCCAUUCACCCCGCCGUUCUCCCCCACUUAGACCCCGUCUUUGUGAAGCUCUACAACGAACACGUCGCCAACACUCCUUCCGGCCCAAUUGAUCUGGCCUUAUUACGCUCAAAAUAUUCAGUGCUCUACUCCUAUGGUACUGGUCCAGCCCCCGACUGCGCCCGUAUCUACGAUGCCCAAGUGGCAGGCCACAACGGCGAUUUGAUCCCUGUCCGGGUCUAUGAGCCCGACUCCCCAGGUCCCUGGCCGGUACACAUUGACUUUCACGGCGGAGGUAAACAUCCCAAUCUCAUCUCACAGGUACAAAACACUAAAAAAGACAUAGGAUGGGGUCUCGGCGAUCUCGACACAGAAUCCCACAUCUGCAAACACAUCUGUGUCAAAGCAAACGUCUGCGUAAUCGACGUCGCAUACAGAUUGGUUCCCGAGCACGCAUUCCCUAUUGGGAUCCAGGACUCCUUCGCAGCACUGCAACACAUUCACGCGAAAGGCGCCGAUGAAUUCAAAAUUGACCCGACCCGUAUUUCCCUCGGUGGCGUGUCAGCCGGCGGCAACAUCGCUCUGAUCUGCGCGCAUCUAGCUCGGGAUGCGAGUCUCCCUCUGCGACUGGUCGCAGUGGGUACCCCGACUAUUGAUGAUAUCUCCAAGUAUGCGUCUGCCGCUGAGGCUCCCUGGCCGUCCAUGCAGGAGAUGGAACAUGCGCCUACGCUGAACUGGGCACGACUGAAGUGGUUUGAUAAUUUGAAGUGGCAGAGCAUUGCGGAGGGUCUGGAGCGGGAGGCGCAGAUUGAGGCGCUGAAGUGGUAUGCCAAUGCCUUGCAGGCGCCGGACUUUACAAAGUUGCCCAAGACUGUGAUCUACACUGCUGGUUGUGAUCCUCUGCGCGACGAGGGCGAGGCGUAUGCAAAGAAGUUGAUCGAGGGUGGGAACGAAGUCAUUCAGAAGCGAUUUGCGGGGGUUCCACACCCUUUUAUGCAUAUGGAUGAAUGUGAUCUAGACCUGUGGCAGGCGAAGGAGUUUAUUGAUUUGACUGCGGAUCAUAUUCGAGAUACUCUGCAUCGGUAG